AUGGUACAGAAGUAUCAAUCCCCCGUACGGGUGUAUAAACACCCUUUUGAGUUAAUUAUGGCUGCAUAUGAAAGAAGGUUUCCUACGUGUCCUCUCAUCCCUAUGUUUGUAGCCAGUGACAUUGUGAACGAAUACAAGAGUGAGGAUGAAUCGAUCCACGUGAUUGAGCGGCGCUGUAAGCUGGACAUAGAUGCACCACGGCUAUUGAAAAAGAUUGCAGGAGUGGAUUAUGUCUACUUUGUCCAGAAGAAUUCUUUGAACAGGCGAGAAAGGACUUUGCAUAUAGAAGCCUACAAUGAAACCUUCUCUAAUAGAAUUGUUGUUAAUGAACACUGCUGUUACACAGUUCAUCCUGAGAAUGAAGACUGGACCUGUUUUGAGCAGUCAGCAAGUCUGGAUAUAAAAUCUUUUUUUGGUUUUGAAAGCACAGUGGAAAAGAUUGCCAUGAAGCAGUACACUAUCAAUAUUAAAAAGGGAAAAGAAGUAAUAGAAUACUACCUGAAGCAGCUAGAAGAAGAAGGAAUAACUUUUGUUCCUCGUUGGACUCCUCCUGUUGAAUGUAAACUGGAGAGCAGCACAUCCCACACAAGACAACCAGUUUCACCUGCUAUUAAUAUACCAGACUCUGCCACAAAGGAGGGCUUGAACAAGGAGAUCCUCAACACCUCCAGCAGCCCCUCAGAGCCCACAGCAGGAACACCUGAUGACAAGCUGGACGCAGACUACAUCAAGCGUUAUCUGGGUGACUUGACACCAAUGCAGGAAAGCUGCCUCAUCCGGCUGAGACAGUGGCUCCAGGAGACACACAAGGGCAAAAUCCCAAAGGAUAAGCACAUCUUAAGAUUCCUGCGUGCCCGGGACUUCAACAUUGAUAAAGCAAGAGAGAUUCUUUGCCAGUCACUGACCUGGCGUAAGCAGCACCAGGUAGACUAUAUUCUAGACACCUGGAACCCUCCUCAAGUACUCCAAGAUUACUAUGCAGGUGGCUGGCAUCACCAUGACAAAGAUGGUCGUCCACUGUAUGUGCUGAGGUUGGGACAGAUGGACACCAAAGGCUUGGUGAGAGCUCUUGGGGAAGAGGCCUUGCUUCGAUACGUUCUUUCAAUAAAUGAAGAAGGACUGAGGAGAUGUGAGGAGAAUACAAAAGUAUUUGGCAGGCCAAUAAGCUCUUGGACCUGCCUAGUGGAUCUAGAAGGCUUGAAUAUGAGGCAUUUAUGGCGACCUGGUGUCAAAGCAUUGCUAAGAAUCAUUGAGGUAGUUGAAGCCAAUUACCCUGAGACUUUGGGUCGACUUCUAAUCCUAAGAGCACCUCGAGUAUUCCCAGUUCUUUGGACACUGGUUAGUCCAUUCAUUGAUGACAACACUAGAAAGAAAUUCCUUAUUUAUGCUGGAAAUGACUACCAGGGUCCUGGGGGAUUGCUGGAUUACAUUGAUAAAGAAAUUAUCCCUGAUUUUCUUGGUGGAGAGUGCAUGUGUGAAGUACCAGAGGGUGGGCUGGUUCCCAAGUCCCUCUAUAGGACAGCAGAGGAGUUGGAAAAUGAAGACAUAAAGCUUUGGACUGAAACAAUCUACCAGUCUGCAAGUGUCUUCAAAGGAGCUCCACAUGAGGUUCUCAUUCAGAUUGUGGAUGCCUCAUCUGUGAUCACAUGGGAUUUUGACGUGUGCAAGGGCGACAUUGUUUUUAACAUCUUUCAUUCCAAAAGAGCCCCACAGCCUCCUAAAAAGGACUCUCUGGGAGCUCACAGUAUUACAUCUCCUGGUGGGAACAAUGUCCAGUUGAUAGACAAAGUCUGGCAGCUGGGGCGUGAUUACAGCAUGGUGGAGUCUCCUCUUAUCUGCAAGGAAGGGGAGAGUGUGCAGGGAUCCCAUGUCACCAGGUGGCCUGGAUUCUAUAUUCUCCAGUGGAAAUUCCAUAGCAUGCCUGCCUGUGCUACAACCAACCUGCCUCGUGUGGAUGAUGUACUUGCAUCUCUGCAGGUCUCCUCUCACAAAUGUAAAGUGAUGUACUAUACAGAAGUAAUAGGAUCUGAAGAUUUCAGGGGAUCUAUGACCAGCCUUGAAUCAAGCCACAGUGGGUUCUCCCAGCUCAGUGCUGCCACCACCUCUUCUAGCCAGUCCCAUUCCAGCUCCAUGAUUUCCAGGUAGUGCCAGAACAGAUGAAAAGCAAAUGGAUGAGAUGGCUGGACCCUCUCCCGUGGCAGCUGACUGCAACACCACGUAUUCAACUGGCAAUUGUGCAAAAAAACAAUAAUUAAAACCUACCCCUCAAAAGCCUUUUAUAGAUAGUAGCUCUUUGAAUUUUAAACUUGAGAUGUUUUGGUCCUUGCUAGAUCCAACAGCUUGUCUCUUAACUUUAACCCUUUCUCCUACUCAGCCAUAAGUAUUUUUACAAGUGUGCUUGUACAAAUCCUAACUGAACACAAGGGCUCUCACUGAAAGGGAAAAUAACCAGUGCAUCACUUAAGGAUAUCUGUUCUUUUUUUUUUUUAACCUAUGUAAGUGUUAAAAAGCAAAAA
Chaetura pelagica (chimney swift) is the source of this 2516-nucleotide messenger RNA. RefSeq names its product SEC14-like 1 (S. cerevisiae) (gene SEC14L1). The record is from RefSeq and is a predicted model, not a curated record. Gene Ontology annotation, biological process: negative regulation of RIG-I signaling pathway. The transcript is spliced from 15 exons. The coding region runs from base 1 to 2145 and encodes 714 amino acids. Gene Ontology annotation, cellular component: cytoplasm; cytosol. NCBI's taxonomy places the organism in Eukaryota, Metazoa, Chordata, Aves, Apodiformes, Apodidae. Gene Ontology annotation, molecular function: RIG-I binding.